AUGUUUAUUAUAAGGUUGCCAUUCAGUCAUAAACAAAUAGUUACGAACCGUUACUUAUACAGAGUUCUAUUAAAAGUUUAAUUUUCUUUAUUGUCAACAGUAGGUAUGCUGCAUCAACUGAAAAUAGCUACCGAGAAGAACUUUAGAAAAUGACUGAGUUUUUAAAGAAAUGUUGCAUCCACAUCCCACAACGAUUCAUCAUGUGUGGUCUGAUAUUUGCCGUAUACGCUGUCUGUAUCAUGGAUCGCCAAGCCUACUUCCAGGCUGUUCGUACGAUGGUGUACAUUGCCACUCCUGCAGAGGAGUCCAAGAGCAAGUGUCCUGCCAUGAUUGAAAGGAGGCAUAUAGAUGCCGAGGAGACCAAAUCCAGGUUUUAUUGGGAUCGUCGAGUAAAACGAGCAGUGACUCAGGCGUUCUACGUCGGAUUCCUCGUCUCCAACAUUCCUGCUGGGUGUGUUGCAGACCACUACGGCGGCCGAGGAUUGAUGAUCGUAGGAGUGCUGGUAGGGUCUCUAACCACUCUGUCGUUACCUUCUCUUGCUAUUAGAGGACCAACGCCGCUGCUCUUAGCCAGACUCGUCCAAGGUGUGGGGCAGGGUUUGGUGUUUUCUAGUACCCACUCUCUGAUUGCUCAAUGGGCGCCGACUUCCGAGAGGUCGAGAUUUGUCGGAAUUAGCCACUCAGGUACCGGACUAGGAUGGGGUAUGGGGCAUGUGCUGCAUCAUGUGUUUAGAGACAGGUGGCAAAUGCCUUUCUAUCUGAUUGGUGUUAUGGGUCUACUUUGGGUCCUGGUUUUUUAUCUCUUAUCUAGCAGCAAUCCCAUUCAGAGCGUGUACAUCCAGGACACUGAAUUGCAGUACAUCCUGAACAACAGAGAGGGUCUGGUAGUUCAGACGCUGCGGGUCCGUCAUCAUAUUCCAUGGAAAGCAGUGUUUAAAUCGCUUCCAGUGUGGUCUCUUCUUUUCAUCAACUGGGCCUUCAAUUGGACUCACUACACGAUGAACAAUCAGUUUAGGUACUAUAUCAUCAGCGUCCUGAGGAUCACCGAGGAUCUGAGUCAGUCAUCUACAUUUGGUGAAUCGGUAGUUUUGCCCACCUCUAUCGUAUUCUGGAGCAUUGUCAGCGAUUACUUGGUGAACCACGAAUAUAUGUCUCGCACAUUCCACCGGAAGUUAUUUGGAUUCACAUGUAAUGCGCUGAUGAUCAUCUGCUUAUUGAUUAUUCCAUCGGCAGGCUGCAGUGGUCUAACGGUUUUCUCCACCCAUGUCAUUCUAUGUUAUCUCCGAGGCAUAUAUUACUCCGCAAUGUACGCCAACCCGAUAGACCUUAGUCCCAGACACGCCGGUCUCCUCAUGGCCCUUCUCAACUCCACAGGGAGUGUGGCUGGCCUCUUCUCCAGGGAGAUCGUCUCUGUUAUAGACACGCCCAGUGAUAUCUCUCAGUGGUGGCUUGUGUAUCUUUGGCUGAUUGCACUACUGGCAGUCUUCUCUCCGCCCUACCUAUGCUUUGGCUCGGCGGAGGUUCAGAGCUGGAACACUCCGGUGAGGCGCACCAUGCGGUCUAUCAUGCCCUCUCCAGCAUCACACGGAAGUGACAUGUGAAUAAACACACAUACGAACUGGC
Molecule: messenger RNA, 1623 nt
Organism: Homalodisca vitripennis (glassy-winged sharpshooter)
Lineage: Eukaryota; Metazoa; Arthropoda; Insecta; Hemiptera; Cicadellidae
Product: sialin-like
Exons: 9
Coding region: 150-1601 (483 amino acids)
Biological process (GO): transmembrane transport; monoatomic anion transport
Cellular component (GO): membrane
Molecular function (GO): transmembrane transporter activity
Source: RefSeq, a predicted model, not a curated record